AAAGAACUUUUUUUCCUUCUUUCUUUCUUCGCUUCUUUUGCUCUCCUCGUCUGAAGAGUACCAUGGAAGCUACAGCAUCUGUGUCGACCGUUGCUUCGCGCCAUUUGUCGACCGCACUUCCACUCUCCAAGACUACCCACCUUUCGAAUUCCAAAUUUCUCAGAAGAUCCACACAACCCUGCUCUUCCUCUUCGUUUAUCGGCUCUACACAUUCUCUUUCCUUCGCUUCAAGAAAUCCAUUCACUAGAGAAUUAUGGGGAGUGAUCCAUUCCAGUUCCAUGAAUGCUGCUGUUACUGGAACAAGAAAAAUGGCGGGCGGUGGACUUAUUAUUAGGGCUGAGAUGUUUGGGCAGCUGACUAGUGGACUUGAAACAGCUUGGAAUAAGCUCAAAGGGGAAGAGGUCUUGACCAAGGAAAACAUUGCUGAACCUAUGAGAGACAUUAGGAGAGCUCUUUUAGAAGCAGAUGUUAGCCUUCCUGUUGUGAGAAGGUUUGUUCAAGCCGUCAGUGAUCAAGCUGUUGGCACUGGUGUAAUCCGUGGAGUAAGGCCAGAUCAACAAUUGGUUAAGAUUGUGAAUGAUGAGCUAGUAAAACUUAUGGGAGGAGAGGUUUCUGAGCUAGUGUUUGCAAAAACUGGGCCAACUGUAAUUUUAUUGGCUGGUCUACAAGGUGUUGGAAAGACAACUGUUAGUGCAAAGUUAGCUUUAUAUCUCAAAAAGCAGGGAAAGAGUUGCAUGCUUAUCGCUGGAGAUGUGUACAGGCCUGCUGCAAUAGACCAACUUGUCAUUUUAGGUGAACAGGUUGGCAUGCCUGUUUAUUCAGCAGGAACUGAGAUCAAACCUGCUGAGAUAGCACGAAAAGGUUUAGAAGAGGCCAGAAAGAAGAAUGUCAAUGUGGUUAUUAUGGAUACAGCUGGAAGGUUUCAGAUAGAUAAAGUGAUGAUGGAUGAAUUGAAAGAAGUGAAACGGGUAUUAAAUCCUACAGAAGUCUUACUUGUUGUAGAUGCAAUGACUGGCCAAGAAGCUGCAGCUUUGGUCACAACUUUCAAUCUUGAAAUUGGAAUCACUGGUGCCAUUUUAACUAAACUGGAUGGAGAUUCCAGAGGCGGAGCAGCUUUGAGUGUGAAAGAGGUAUCUGGAAAGCCAAUCAAGCUUGUUGGAAGAGGGGAGAGGAUCGAGGAUCUUGAGCCUUUCUAUCCUGACCGUAUGGCAGGACGUAUCUUAGGAAUGGGGGAUGUUCUAUCAUUUGUCGAGAAGGCUCAAGAAGUUAUGCGCCAAGAAGAUGCUGAAGAAUUGCAGAAGAAGAUCAUGAGUGCUAAAUUUGAUUUCAAUGACUUCCUGAAGCAAACCCGUGCAGUUGCACAGAUGGGUUCCAUGUCUCGUGUAAUUGGAAUGAUACCUGGCAUGGGGAAGGUUACACCAGCACAAAUUCGAGAGGCAGAGAAGAAUUUGAAGAUAAUGGAGGCAAUGAUUGAAGCAAUGACCCCAGAGGAAAGGGAGAAACCAGAACUGUUGGCAGAAUCACCUGCAAGGAGGAAACGGGUUGCACAAGAUUCCGGAAAAACAGAGCAACAGGUGAGUCAACUUGUUGCUCAACUUUUCCAAAUGCGUGUACGUAUGAAGAAUCUCAUGGGCGUAAUGGAAGGUGGAUCUAUUCCUGCAUUGAGCAAUCUUGAGGAGGCAAUGAAAGCUGAACAGAAGGCUCCUCCUGGUACUGCUAGGAGGAAGAGAAGAUCAGAGUCAAGGAGACAGUUUGCUGACUCAGCAUCAUCAAGACCAGGCCCUCGAGGUUUUGGAGCCAAGAAGUGAGAGCCAAUUUUUCAAACCAAUUACAGUGGCAAGGUGCCUGCCAUUGGGCAGUUGGACCAGUUAACAUAUUCCAUCUGUGUUCUCCAGUUGACACCAGAAGGCAGAGGUUUAGAAAAUUUUCCUUUGAAAGAGAAAGCUUACUGCCUCUUUUUAUUUUUUUGGGAGGCAGGGGGGUCGUCGAACGGGGAAGGCUGGGGGGGCAGCAGAGAUUAGUUUUUUCGGGUGAAAGUGCUUAUGACAUGACUUAUCUCUGUGGCCUUUCGGAGACGCAGUAAUUUUGUUUGAUAUACUUGCACGAACGGAAAGCCUAGAUUUGUGUUUCAUGA
Coffea eugenioides is the source of this 2134-nucleotide messenger RNA. Its product is annotated as signal recognition particle 54 kDa protein, chloroplastic-like. The transcript is spliced from 15 exons. The record is from RefSeq and is a predicted model, not a curated record. Gene Ontology annotation, biological process: SRP-dependent cotranslational protein targeting to membrane. Gene Ontology annotation, cellular component: signal recognition particle. Gene Ontology annotation, molecular function: ATP hydrolysis activity; 7S RNA binding; GTP binding. Bases 63 to 1808 code for a protein of 581 amino acids. Lineage: Eukaryota; Viridiplantae; Streptophyta; Magnoliopsida; Gentianales; Rubiaceae.